Pseudophryne corroboree (corroboree frog) is the source of this 2649-nucleotide messenger RNA. It is a transcript of the gene NEU3, whose product is annotated as neuraminidase 3. Gene Ontology annotation, cellular component: intracellular membrane-bounded organelle; membrane; cytoplasm. The transcript is spliced from 3 exons. Gene Ontology annotation, molecular function: exo-alpha-sialidase activity. Bases 2 to 1405 code for a protein of 467 amino acids. The record is from RefSeq and is a predicted model, not a curated record. NCBI's taxonomy places the organism in Eukaryota, Metazoa, Chordata, Amphibia, Anura, Myobatrachidae. Gene Ontology annotation, biological process: ganglioside catabolic process; oligosaccharide catabolic process.
GAUGUGUCUGUCUCUCGCCACUAGAGCUGCUGAGGUCUGCUGUGUGAGUAGGGUGCGCGGGCGCCAUUUUGUCGGAGCCUGCAGCAGUGUUGUCGUGACGGUCUGCGGCAAGAUGGCCGCCAGCCGCGGUGACAGCCAGGAACAGCUGAGAGUGAGCGCGGCCGGCAACUGUCUCACCCCAGCGGGCUGCGGGGAGGGAGCGGGAGCUGCUGGCAUGGCAGGACUGGGGUCUCCAGACACGGUAACGCUGUUCCACCAGGAGCCCAGCGGGGUGACCUACCGUAUACCGGCUCUCCUCUACAUAGAGCAGCCCGCCAUCUUCUUGGCUUUCGCAGAGAAACGGUUGACUCCCGAUGACCAGGACGCUCAGUACUUGGUGAUGAGAAGAGGGCUUCAGAAGCGUGGAACUGUACAGUGGGAAAACAUUACUGCCGUGAGGCAUGCCAAGUUACCGGGCCAUCGCACCAUGAACCCCUGCCCGUUGUACGAUGCCAGCACCGAUACCGUUUUCCUUUUCUUCAUCUGUGUCCGGACAAACGUCUCUGAAAGGUUCCAGAUCCUUACCGGCAGAAACGCCUCCCGGCUUUGCUUCGUCACCAGCAGAGACCACGGCAGGUCCUGGAGUCCCCCAACCGAUGUGACGAAGGAAGUUUUAGGGGACGACCUGAAGAAUUGCGCCACUCUGGCUGUGGGUCCGGGGCAUGGCAUCCAGUCUCCAUCUGGCAAGCUAAUCGUGCCUGCUUAUCUCUUUUAUAUCCACUCCCGUGUCUGCGGGCUGCCCGUUCCGUGGAAAAUUCAGUCUCAUUCUUUCCUCUUCUGCAGCGAUGACCACGGGAAGAGCUGGCACAAAGGCAGCGUGCUGUGGAAACAGCCGACCGGCGAGUGCGAGGUGGCGGAAGUAGCCUCUGGCAACGGUCCUGGGCUGUUGUACUGCAGCGCUCGCACCAGCAGACAUUACCGUGUGGAAGCCACGAGUAGCCUCCAGUUCCUGGAAUUUGGUGAUUCCCGCUAUUGCAGGAGCCUGUGUGAACCACCCCAUGGCUGUCAGGGCAGCGUGGUGAGCUACCAGCCCAUAGACGCCGGGACAGGAACAGACGCAAAUGACGGGUCCGAGGAAUCCUGCCUCCAUACAAACGUUCUGUCCUGGCUCCUGUACUCUCACCCAACAAGCAACAGGAAAAGGGUUGACUUGGGUAUCUACCUAAAUAAAAGUCCUCUGGAUCAGUCUAGCUGGUCCCCACCGUGGGUCAUUAACAGAGGCCCCAGCGGGUAUUCUGACCUGGCGGUAUGCCAGGGCGCCCAUGCCUUUGGCUGCCUGUUUGAGUGUGGUGCGUGCGCUUGCGAGAAGAUCGUGUUCCGGAUAUUCACUGUAGAAGAGCUAGCGGAACAUCUGCCAGAGCCUUAGUCUUCUUCAAUCAUCCGCGUCAUAAAAUGUCUGCCUGCAGGUGUCCACAGCGUUGGUGGAUCCGUUAUCAUGGAGGUGACGUCGUAAGGUAUGGCAGCGAUGCUUUAUAGCCAGAUGACAAGCUUAUUCAUGCAGCAUAAUUAGCCAUUGUUCUCAUGCACUAACUACUAGAGGCAUCUAGAACUCAGAUGACUGAUAUUCCUGUAUUAGAAGACACCAAGGUCCAUAUUUGGUUGGAAAGCCAGUCUUCCGUUCAUCACCGGGCCAUAUGCGGAUUACAUUGGACGGGUCUCAGAAGGUUCUAGCCAAGCAAAGCCCUUACGCAACUUCUGAGAACAUGGGCGAGAAUAAUGGUCCUUAAUUGUAAACGUCUUCAAGACCAGGCCAUAAUGAACUGUUCUCAGAAAAGACAGGAACAGAACUGGGGAUCUAUGGGGUAAAUUUACUAAGAUGGGAGUUCUAUUUAAUAUGGGAUGUUACCCAUAGCAACCAGUUUCCAGGUAUUAUCUUCUAGAAGGUGCUAGAUAAAUGAGAAGUAAAAUCUCAUUGGUUGCUAUGGACAACAUCCCAUCUUAAAUAGAACUCCCAUCUUAGUAAAUUUCCCCCUGUGCCUUAAGAGACUUUAAUGAAUGUUUAACUAAGUGUGAAUUGUACAGUGCAAUGGAAUAAGCUGGUGCUAUAUAAAGAACGUUUAAAAAUAAACAGAAGGAUAGGUACGUGUGAAGGGAACGGCGGCUCCAGGUAAUGAGGCUGAUGAGGUCAUAUCACGGCGUUUCUCUUAUCACAGAGAAAUCAUUAUACAGUAUUGUGGAGAAAACUGUUGCAGCCUCAUAGAUCGGUACUGUGCGUUUCAUACAUCUCUAUUGCGUUCCGUAUGAAACUCACAUUCAGAGUGUAAAAAAUGCUAAAUACUGUUUGUUUGUUUUUUUAAAUUACUUUUUAAUGAUUACUAAAAAAAAAUUUUUUGACAUUUUUAUUUUUAUAGAUUUCUACAUCUAUGACAGGUUGUAUUUAAGGCUAAAAAUUAGAUGUCGCCCAAAACCAAAAAAUGAUCUCUGUAUGUAAACAUUGCAACCCCUGCAACUUCCAUGGCGACUGGGUAUUGACGCCGGAAAUUAUUCCAUUGGAUCUGUUUCAUUUAAACCUGAUCGGUAUCCAUGACCCAUUAAUCUGAAUGAGACAUUUCCUCUCACAAUACUGCUAGCUUAAUCAUCCAUAUCGUAAAUAAAUAAUAUGCAAUGAAA